CGCAAUUUGUGUACAUAUUCAAGCACACAAUAUGGGUAUUACAGGCUUGAGACCAAAUGCCCUUGUCGGCGGCGUCUCUAUCACCAAUUUAUGAAAGAGGGAAUGCAUAUCACAAAAUUACAGCCCAUGACAGAAGGAAAAUACUGCAUCACAGAUGCAUCCUUCUUGAUUUACAUAGCCAUAUUACGUUGCAUUAGAAGCUAUUGUGCUGCUCCUGAAAUCGCACAUAGUUUAGACUCCCAAGGUGGUGAGGGUGUUACUGAUACUCUCUCUGAUGCGAUAGUUGCAGUAUUCAAGUCCUAUAGUGACCAAUGCACACAAGAGUUCGGAUGCACGCCCGUGUUUGUGUUUGAUGGAAGAGUUGCCCCAUCAAGAUAUACCGAACAUGGUCGCCGAGUAGAGGAUUGCGAAAAUGCAUUUCGUAUUAGAAAGUACAGGCAAGGAAACAGACGGCCGUGGAAAUCCAACAGCUGAAGCGCUCAAGCUAGUGAAGGAAUGCUCUCGGCGCACCUGGGGGAUGACUAAGUUGGCUAUUGUGAAUGUGACUUGGGUCUCGGCGGUAAGUGCGUGCACUUCGCAGCUCUUGUUUGGACGAUGACUCAGCAGGCAGCCUGGGCAACAGCGCAUGUAACCGCACGCUACUAGUAUGAUGACUUGGUAGUUGAUGGUGACAACAUGCCAGGUAGUCAUCAUCACGAACUUUGCACUAGUAGACUGUGUGAAUGGAAGGUGCGAACAGCAAUACUAAAACUGGAUCUAAAGAUACCCAUAGAUCAACUGGUAUUCGAAAAUCCAGCAACACGGGCCGAGGCACAAGACAAAUUUGCCGAACAAACUCGAUUAAUUCAGAAUCGUACACAGACUGAUGCAUACAAGCUUGCUGCUCGUAAACCACGUAUUGGAGUUCGACCGCACGUCAGUAGUAAUCGAGCUAUGGUGGGCCUGCAAAGUAGACCGGCUGAAUGAUAACAUACCAUUGUCGAAAAAAAAAUUCAGUUCUUCAGUCUAUUCGAAGACUUAAAGCAGGCUCAGAAACGCUUCUGUACAUUCAAACUGAGUGAACUAUAGACACAGUAUCAAUAAAAAAAAUUCCUCAG
Messenger RNA from Sphaeroforma arctica JP610, 1097 nucleotides. RefSeq lists its product as hypothetical. The annotation marks the transcript as partial. Lineage: Eukaryota; Ichthyosporea; Ichthyophonida. The transcript has 2 exons. The record is from RefSeq and is a predicted model, not a curated record.